Mycotypha africana is the source of this 513-nucleotide messenger RNA. RefSeq names its product Got1/Sft2-like family-domain-containing protein. The annotation marks the transcript as partial. The record is from RefSeq and is a predicted model, not a curated record. Lineage: Eukaryota; Fungi; Mucoromycota; Mucoromycetes; Mucorales; Mycotyphaceae. The transcript is spliced from 6 exons. Gene Ontology annotation, cellular component: membrane. Gene Ontology annotation, biological process: vesicle-mediated transport.
UCAGCUUCAAACGCUUUCUCCAAGGUAACCAAUACAGUUCAGGGUUAUAACCCUUUAAGCAGUUCCGAUGAGGUAGAGGAAGAUCCUUGGUAUCAGCUUUCUCGUGUUGAGCGUAUUAUAGCUUUUGCUCUGUGCCUUGCUCUGGGUGCGGGUUGUUUUUCUUUGUCAUUUUUCUUCUUGCCAUUAUUUCCUGGAAAAUUUGCUGCAACCUUUACCUUGGGUAGCAUCUUAGUUUUGGUUAGCGUCGCAUUAUUACGUGGACCACUCAGUCAUAUUAAACAUAUGAUGUCAAAGGAAAGAUUACCUUUCACAAUAUCGUAUGUAGGCUCAAUGAUAUUGACUUUGUAUGCAGCGAUCGGUUUGCGAGCGAUGAUUCUGACAAUUAUAUUCGCUGUUAUCCAAAUCAUUGCUCUGAUAUGGUAUGUCGGAUCUUACAUUCCAGGCGGUAUUUCUACCCUGAGAUACGGAACUUCAUAUAUAGGACGAAGAGCUGCAUCAGUUUUACCAAUCUAA